Messenger RNA from Dufourea novaeangliae, 967 nucleotides. RefSeq names its product U3 small nucleolar ribonucleoprotein protein IMP4. Gene Ontology annotation, molecular function: snoRNA binding; rRNA primary transcript binding. The coding region runs from base 18 to 953 and encodes 311 amino acids. The transcript has a single exon. NCBI's taxonomy places the organism in Eukaryota, Metazoa, Arthropoda, Insecta, Hymenoptera, Halictidae. Gene Ontology annotation, cellular component: small-subunit processome; Mpp10 complex; nucleolus. Gene Ontology annotation, biological process: rRNA processing. The record is from RefSeq and is a predicted model, not a curated record.
UACGAUAAAAUAGAAAAAUGUUACGUAGACAAGCGAGACUUCGCAGAGAGUAUCUCUACAGAAAAUCGGUUCAGGAUAAAUUGAAAAACAUUCAAGACAAAAAAGAGAAAUUGAAACGUAGUUUAGAAGAAAAUAUACCGAUACAUCCGGAUCUGAGAAAGGAAGCGUUACACGUACAGAAGAAAUUAGAAUGGGAAGACGCUGGUCCACAGAUGGCUGUAGCCAUAGGGACAGAGGCGGGUGGAACACUAGGCUCUCAUGAAGACGAUGAAUACAGAUGGGCAGGAGUAGAGAAUCCAAAAAUUGUAAUUACCACCUCUAGGGAUCCCAGUUCCAGAUUGAAGAUGUUUGUUAAGGAGUUGCGGUUAAUAUUUCCCAAUUCUCAGAGGAUGAAUAGAGGAAAUUAUGAAAUGAAACAGCUUAUACAUGCAUGUCGGGCAAACGAUGUUACAGACUUCAUAAUUGUACAUGAGCAUAGAGGUGUACCUGACUCAAUUGUUAUUUGUCACUUACCGUAUGGACCUACUUCGUAUUUUACAAUGUCUGAUGUUGUCAUGAGACACGAUAUACCAGACAUUGGAACAAUGUCAGAACAAUAUCCUCAUCUUAUAUUCCACAAUUUCAAAACAAAGUUGGGAGAAAGAGUCACAAGCAUUUUGAAAUACUUAUUUCCUGUACCAAAGGAGGAUAGCAAAAGAGUAAUCACGUUUGCAAAUCAUGAUGAUUAUAUUUCUUUUCGACAUCACACUUAUAAGAAAGUUAAUGGAAAAGAUAUUGAGUUAACAGAAGUGGGACCACGAUUUCAGUUGAAAUUGUACGAAAUUAAACUAGGUACAUUAGAUGCAGAAUCAGCUGCAGACACAGAAUGGGCUUUAAGACCUUACAUGAACACUAGUCACAAGAGAAGAUUUUUAUCUAAUGAAGAUGGAUGGCAGCAGGAAGAUGAUGUAUAGACACUUUGGAUGGU